AUUGAAAGCAAUCCCAAAGGAAAAACAAAAUAAGAAUAAAAAAUGAUUAAAAAAUAACAGCUGGACCCAACCAACAAACGAAAGGCGCGGUUUGUACUUAACCCCGGGAUUCCCUGAACGCACCCACUAAAAACAAAUCAACCACCGAGCCAUCCACCGCCGACCCGACCCGCCGGAUACUUUCCGAUAGAGGAAAAGAUGUCACGAUUCCAAUCCAACCGGCGGUUGGAAAAGAACCAACCGGUUUACGACGACGACGAAGAGAAUGCUUCACCAGAGGCUCGGGAUAACGACGGCGAAAAAGGAGGAGGCCAAAACGAUGCAAGUUCCGGCAGAGAUUAUGUCAACGUGCCUUCUCAACCCUAUAUCAUGAAGAUUCUUAGUAAACAAGGUGACCGAAAUGUUCUCUUUGCAGAUAGAGUAAUGAAAUUUACUGGGUCGGGCAAGAUGAAGAAGCGUAUACUUUUGAUUACUGAGUUCGCCAUUUAUAUCUUAGACCCAGACACAUAUGCUCUCAAAAGGAGGAUAGCUCUUGCUGCUGUUGAGAAACUGUGUUUGAGUGGACUAGGCGAUCACUUUUUUGCUAUCAUCAUCCCAACAGAGUAUGAUAUACUUAUGGCCAGCACAAGGAAGUCAGAGAUAGUAUCUGCACUGUUAGAAGCUACCAAAAGCGCUUCUGAUUAUGAACUGGAUGUGCUUUAUUCAACAAGGUAAAAUUCAGUUUACUUCUUACUUUUCCUUCACGAGUUUUGAUUGUCAACACUGAUGCAGGUCCAGUUCAAUGUUAAACAAAUAUUUUUGUUUGUUGUUUUGCUACAUAAGACUGUAAUAACUGCUAAUAUUUUUCUGAAUAGUAAGAUAUUUCUGAAGGUUUUUCUUGACGACAAACUAGUUUAUGUGAUCUAAAUAGCUGCUAAGUUUUACUUCUGUACACAUAGUCUACACUAUAUUGCAUGUGGCCUAACCGAUUUUCUGAUGCUACUUGUAAUUUUCAUAUCUGUUUGUUCUAAAACUGGAUAUGGAUAUAUUUCACUCUAGGAUUGUCAGAUUUACUCGCUUCAUUUGGUUGUGUUUGUAUGAGCUGUAACCCUGUAAGACUUAUCUAGUAAAGUCUCUUAGAGUUCAAAGUUUCUGUAUUACCUUGUUUAAUAAGCUUUGCAUAACGCUCAACUCUCAUCCUUCCAAACUUCAAAUUUAUCAUGUAUAGAAGAUGAAUUUCGUUCAAUUUGGCAGGUUUGAGUAUCAUGCUGCCGCAGAUCUGGUUAAGGAAGUACAAUUUGAAGAAGUGGAAGGUAUGUGACUAAUUUUGAGUUCUAUGACGUGGCAAUAUAUUUUUCAGAUCUAGUUGUCCCAUGUGGCGGUGACGUUAAAACUUUAUUGGAUUGAAAAUUUCAGGUGGCAUUAAAACGAGAAUAUUGAGGAAAUGAGGUGCAUUCUUUUGUUUGUAUUGCUAUAUGUGGAAGAUGGUUGAUAUAUGGCCGAAAAGUAAGUGAUUAGGAACUAUUGGAGCUUGUGCUGUUCCGUGUAAAGUUUACGGAUUCUUUUAGGAUUAGAGAAGCUGAUGAUCUUCUGAAUGGGAAUCUGAUGAUCUCAGCUUUCCAGCUGGGAGAGAAUCAAUUUUUUGAAGUGGAAAAUCUUUAUAUGGAUGUGAAUACUCAUUUUUAUGUUAAUAUAAAAUUUGUCUGGAGUGUUUCAUACGUAUUCUUAGAUUAGCUGCUCGUGUGUUCAGGGUGAUAGAGGGUACAAUCUUCUUAUUCUGUUACUAUUGUUGCAUUAUUCUGUGGAAAUUCAAAUUCAGAAAUCCUUUUGUUGCCAUUGAUCUAUUACGAAAAUGCAUAAUGUAAAAAUGUUGGAAAUAUAUAAAAUGAGGCUGAGUGGCAUGAUUAGAAAAACUCUACAAUUAGACUGCUUACCAUUGGCAAAAGGCUAACAAAAGAAACCCCGUGUACUAAUCUGUUGUGAACUAGCUGUUGUAUAACUAGACGUAGGGAUAAACAGAUUCAAAUCACAAUUAACAAAUUAGGAUUAAAGAAUUCAACUUGUAUACCAACCGGCCCUUUUAUAAGGUUGGUCAACUAAUUUGUGGAGAAGCAAAAAGAACGACACUGACCUAUUACAAAACAAGUGUGACUAAGACCUCUUUUGAAAUCAGUUAAAAGUUAAAACGAGCACAAAAAGGUAUCACUGAAAACCUAUCUCUGAACAAAAUGCUACUGUUGAAUAGAAGAUGAUGCCAUCUCCACAGAUGAAGGCGUCAAGGUGAGAGUUGAUUCUUCUGUUCUUCCAUCAGUAGAUGGCCGAUUUCCUGUAUUGACCCUUCUAAUAUCCUCUACCAUCUUAACUACAUCGAUCAUUUUUGGUCUCUGAUCUGGCAUUCUUGUUACACAUGUCAUUCCAAUCUGCAACAUCUCCACCAUCUCUUCUUCUAUAUUAGGAUACCUCAGAAGUUCUAUGUCAAAUACUUCAGCAGUCCACUCCUCACGAACAACAGAAUGAACCCACCUGACCAAAUGGAUAACUUCGUCGCUGCCUGCCUGAUGUAUAGGUGAUUUUCCAGUCAGAAGUUCAAGCAGCAGAACCCCAAAGCUGUAGACAUCUGAUGCCUGAGAGGCUUUGCGGGUGUCAGUGACUUCUGGUGCACGGUAACCUGCAGUUCGAAUCACUGGUGGAGCUACUGGAUUCAUUAGUGUGGCCAAGCCAAGAUCGGACACACAACCAUAUUGCUGGGAAUUCAGGAAAAUGUUGGAGGCUUUUAUGUUUCCAUGAACCAGCUUUCCAGAAGAUUGCUGAUGAAGAUGAGCAAUACCCCUUGCAGCACCAACUGCAAUCCGAACACGGGUUUCCCAAUCUAAAGGAAUCCGCUUUUCACCCCUUUUCGCUGGGAAACAAGAAAGUAAACCAUGUAAGUUCAUGGAAUCUAAACAAACACGCAUUACCAUCUUCAACGUUCAGCUACAUUCUCGAAAUGUAUAAUAUGAUACACUAAUGACAACUGCAAAAGCACCGGAUGGUCUUCUAAAAGUAAAGCAAUGAAGAACAGAUCAAUGAGAUGACUAGUCACAGAUGAGUUGCAAGCAAACGUCAAACAGCAAUACAUGGGACAUGCAAUAGAGAAUAGCUUAAACCUCCAACACAACCGAGCACAACCGAUGACACAUUAGACAGAUGUGAGUUUAUUCUUUAUGAAACCAUACUAUCAAAAAGCAAUCGAGUGCAAUCCUGAACAGAACAGAGUUAACUAAAAUCGCCCGGCCACUCUAUGCAAUUGGAUCAAAUCUAAAGGCAUGAUAUCCACAGAGCAAAAGCAAGUUAAAAAUCGAAGUCCAUAGAAUUAGCAAACAAGCAAAUCACACAUUGAAGUAAGGAGAAUGAUACCAUGUAAUAGAGCAGACACACUCCCUUGAGAGUAAUAAUCAUACACCAUGAGCUUCUCGUCCUUGGAAUAAUAAUACGCCCUUAAUGGAGCCACGUUUUCAUGCCUCAAGUUUCCAACCACCUCCAUUUGGAGCUCAAACUCUCGUUUCCCCACAGUGACUUCCUUCAAUCUCUUCACCGCAACUAUAUUUGCGUCCUCCAAUGCCGCCUUAUAAGUCGUUCCAAACGAUCCCUUCCCAAGCACCUCAGCAGAAGCCCUCAGCAGAUCUUCAAGGUCAAAAGCAAGGCUACAACCCUCAAAGAAUAUUAGCCUGCCAUCUCCAUCAUGACUUCCCGAAACCGCAUUCUUGUCUUUCUUAAAAGUUCCUCCUCUCUGAGGUAACUUUGGCUGUGGAGAGGUUUCCUUAUUGGUAUAGCAAAAGAUGAGCAGAACAGCAAUCAAGGCGAAACCCACAGCACAAGCUCCGAUUAUGAUCCCUAGUAUUGCAGUACCACUAAGACGUGACGAAUGCUUCUUCGGCGGCUCAAUUGGAGGAAGAACCGGUGGUACAGAAACUUCAUGUGUAUUAUUAAGAUUAUUGUCGGAAAAAGCAGAACUAGGAAAUCUACUAAGAGACGGAGGCACGUUUCCAGUCAGCUUGUUAUGAGAAAGAUCUAGUAGCUGAAGACUAGGAAUAUUCAGAUCAGGGAUAUCACCCGAAAAUGAGUUGUUGGAAAGAAUCAAAGUAGUCAAAUGAGUCAAAUUGGAGAUGGAGGAAGGGAUAGUACCAUUGAAAGCAUUGCCGGAGAGAUUGAGAACAGACAGAUUUUCCCAAACCGAAAAAUUCUCAGGCAGCGGACCCUGAAAUCUAUUGAACUGAAGAUACAGGGAAGUCAGAUUGCGGAGUUGGGCUAAAUCAGAAGGGAAAGGCCCAGUAAAAGCAUUUGAUCUGAGACUCAAGAUCUGAAGCUCCGACAACCGACUGAGAGUGUUCGGAGGAACAGAUCCCCGGAAACCAAAUCCGGGCAACCGAACCGCAAUGAUUCUGGAUUGAUCAUGGUUACACGUGACGCCGACCCAGUAAUUGCAAGCGGAAGUCCUCACAUCCCAAUUCAGAGGCCGGGAGUGUGAACUGUUAUUCGCAAAGUAAAGCAAAGCUUGCUUAUCUUCAAUGGGUUCAGUUCUAGCCCGCAGAAACAGAACCCCACAACAGAAAAUCAACAGAAUUUUGAAACCAAUGACGCCGCCGCCCAUGUUUUUCCCUUAAUCAGUUGAAACCCAGAAUUGCAAACAUCAAAGUGUGAAAAAAGCUCACUCUUUUAGCUCCAUUUUUGCUGUAAUAAAAGUAAAACACCAUAUAAAAUUGAGAAACAGAAGAAAAGCAUAAAAUGAGGGAAUAAAAAACCCAAUUGAUACUCAAGAAGACUGCCACCUAUUCCUGUUUAAUAGUAGUAAUAAUGAAGAAAUGCCGGCUCAUCAAAGAUGAUUCAAGCCUUCAUACAUUUGCUUAACGUCAAGAAAACAGAGGGGAUUAAAAUAAACGAAGAGGCACGCGGGACCGUUACGGUCAACUACUACUCAACAUUACUUCCUCUGCCUUCCUUCGUCAUUUUCUGACUUAGACGCAAUCAUCCAUGCCAUUUAAUUCAUUUCCUUUUUUUUUAAUAUUUAGUAGUGGAAAAAAAAUUAUCAAAAGAAAGGAGGAAGAAUGAACGUACUGACCUGAUCAGACCCAGAGCUGAAAUGGGGAAGGAAGGAAAGAAUAUUGGAAUCCCAGUGAAAGAAGAGGGAUGGGAGAGGAGAAUGAUUUUGAUUUUUUUUUUAAAUUAAAAAAAGAAAGGAAAAAAGAACUGUAGAACAGCUGGGAGAAGCAAAAAUGAUUGGGAAGUGGGGAACAAAAACAAUAAUGACUGACUGGGAAAUUGUUGUGACUUGCGAGUGAAAAGAAGUAAUCAGAAUCAGAAGAAGAAACGCAAGAAGAGUGGGAGUUGUUUAACUUGCUUAAUUCCAGACUUUAUUUUUGGUUUUUAAUUCUUCGUGGAUCUCAGCUGGAAUGGCGCGAGAAGAGCGGGAGUGAGCACGUGCCGAUCCCGUCAGCUUUUGUCUUGUUGACUUUAUAUAUUAGAAGAAGAUCGAUCACCAGAGAGAUUACUAUUGUAUUUUCAGAAACAAUCAAGAACGAUAAAAAUCACAAUCCACACAACAAGUGGGUCUUUGUAUAGAGGAUUAUGAGUCCGGGGAUUAUGGAAGAAUGGCGGUGGUUGUGGGGUGGUGGAGGUGGUGGUUCCGGCUAAUGGGGACAGAAAUGGGGGGAAAUGCUGCUCAAACCAUUUCGCCCACGUUUUACUGAAAUUUCGUAUACAAAAAGGAAACCUCCCAUGAUGUUUUUUUUUUUUUUUUUUUAACUUUAUUUGACUAGAAAAUUUAGAAAUCUAAUAAUCUGGAAUGUGAGGACUGAGGAGUGAGGACAGAUUAGAUAGUAAAGUAGUAACUUGGAAUUUUUAGUGUUUAAUGC
Oldenlandia corymbosa var. corymbosa is the source of this 5870-nucleotide messenger RNA. NCBI's taxonomy places the organism in Eukaryota, Viridiplantae, Streptophyta, Magnoliopsida, Gentianales, Rubiaceae. The record is from the annotation of a GenBank genome assembly.